Messenger RNA from Glycine soja, 734 nucleotides. RefSeq lists its product as uncharacterized. The transcript has 3 exons. Bases 126 to 434 code for a protein of 102 amino acids. The record is from RefSeq and is a predicted model, not a curated record. Lineage: Eukaryota; Viridiplantae; Streptophyta; Magnoliopsida; Fabales; Fabaceae.
UCCAUAUAAGGACCCUCUUGGCCCUUCCCCUAGGUCAUCUCACAAAGCUUUGCUCUUCUAUUUCUCCCUUUUCUUUCAAUCGCUCAUUAUAUCCCUCUCUUUCUAUAGAUAUCUACACUGAUAUCAUGGAUAAGAAUGCCCUCUUUAGGUUUCUUCUUGUUCUUCUGACUCUUUCCUGCGUUGUAUUUGUUGCUGCUGUUCCUGCAAUCAGAAGCUCCAUGAUUGGGAAAAUUGAUCCUUUAGUGCAAGAUCUUCUGGCUAAGGUCCUCUCUCUCUCUCUCUCCUUGCAGGAGGAUCCAGUUAUGCGGUUAAGGAAUAGCGAGGAAGAAAUGAAAGAAGGGAUUGUAGAGAGCAGAAUGUUGAUGGAUAUUGUGGACUACCCCGGAACAAGACCAAAUCCAGCCCAUGAUCCAAAAUCUCCUGGAAAGCCUUAACUUCUUGUAUGAUCUUGGAAAGGGUUUUGAUUAGUUAUUUAGUUUGACUGGAAGUGUCUAGAUGAUGUGUGGUUUCGGUUUGUAAUGUUGAAAAUGUGUUUGUAUGAUAAAUCUCUAAUCUCUAAGUCCUAUUGUUAAGUUGUUGGUUUAGCUUAAGUGCUUUGGUGUUCUACAUAUAUGGGUCAUAAAAGACUUGCUGUAAGAUAUAUGAAAAGGUGUAUGAAUUAAAGUUGAGGCUUGUACUGGUUGAUGAUAAACCUUGAUUUCAUAGUGAAUUGUGAACAAGCUAGAUUGUGUUUA